UUUUCUUCUUAAAUACGCAACGCUAUUUGGGAGAGGACGACUUGAAACCAUGACCUGAGGGUGAUGGGGCAAUGCGUGUUCUUUUACUAGACCAAAUGGUGAAACCCAAAAUUUUGGGUUUCUUUUGGUUUUUGCCUUUUGUUUUCUAGGUUUUCUUUUGUCAGUUGCUUGGUUACUAAGAAAUGUAUGUUCGAGAAGAGGGGGAGGAGUUUUGGCUGACUGCGGCAGGUUGUGAGUUCAAGUCCAUGGGGGUUUCUAUUAUUGCAAUUUUGCGAGAUAGCCCCUUGCUCAGGCUAGCGUGUGCAAAUGCUAGUUUGCGUUAUCUUUUCGCCAGGUCUCAAACCGUCCAGAGGGUUUAGGCUGGGGUCUUCUAUGUGGCCCGCAGUUUACCAGUCAGCUGUCUACCGGGUGGGUUCCAUGUUACCCCAAAAAAGGAGUUUUGGCUGGCUGUGGUUUUGGGAUUGCAAUGGGAUUAUGCUUCUGUGACGACUUAUUGGUGUGUUUUAAGAUUGUCACUGAUUGUAGUUGUGAGAUUUAGGCUGAAUAAAUUGAUUCUGCCACUGUCGUGAAAUUUAUUCUUCAUCUUCUCAAGUGAAAUUUUAAUUUGGUAUUAUCAGUACAAUUGCUGUCUGUGAUCUUCCAUAAAACCCACCCUUUUCUUUUCUUCCUCAGCAACAAACAGCUAGAUCAUAUUUUAUACCACUUGUCUUGGAAAUUGCAAUCUGGUAUUGUCUUUCUCUUUUGCUUUUUGGGGUUAUUUCUGUUGUUCCUCACCCAGAAAAUUUUAGGAAUAGUGGGGAAAGAGGUGGACAGUUUUAUAGUAUUCACUUCAAAACAUAACUUCCAACUUUUGCUCCCCUUCUCUCUUUCUCCCGCAUUUUUCUGGGAGACAUAAUCAUCAUGCUUUUAUUCUGCUGUAGUUUUUGUUUUAGAUCAUCGUAUUAAAGCCUUUUGUUGCAAAAUAAUUUGGGGUUUGCUACAUGCCAAAAGGCAAAGGUAAAUAAUUCCCAUGCACAAGGCUCCUAGUGGUCUUGACAUCAGCUAAUGGCAUCGAUGUAUGCGCCUUAUUCCGCAUAGCAGAUUAUUUCCAUGACUUGAACACCCCUAGGUUGCAAUGAGGCAAACUUUAUCACUAGGCCAUCUGAGUCGUCCUUAAACAUGAAUCCAUAAUAGAAUUGAGCUUGAAUUUACUGCAUGGAUUCUCUUUCCCCAUUCAUUCCACCAAUUGUAUAUGACUAUAAGCCCAUAUAAUUUCUUAUUACUUCCAUUCACAUCUCUACCGGUCCUUCUUGAAUUUCUUUUUUAUUUUAGAUCCCCUCUUUUAUGGUAUGCAGUUUAGGUGUGCUAUAGAGGUUGGGAUUACAACUAACCAAUUCAAGGUGUGUGUGGCUAUUGUGAUGCAAAUGGAAAUUGGAGGAAAGUUAUCUGGUUCUCCAACCUCUCCCAGGAUGGGUGGUGUCUCAAGGUCCCAGAUACGGUCAGCUUUCAACGUAUAGAAGCAACUGAGAAGAAGGUUGCAGGUUUCUCGUAGUUAGUUUGAAUAGAGCGACUGCCAACUUUUACAGCAGUCAUGGCUACCAACGAGAGGGUUCGUAACGCCUUAAGUGCAACCAGUGCUCUGGGUAUUCCUGAUGAAGAGGUCAUACCUUUACUAAAACAGCUACUGAAAGUUUAUCAAAAGAACUGGGAACUUGUAGAAGCAGAAGACUAUCGCGCUCUUAUAGAUGCAUAUUUUGAACUCAAAGAGGAAAAGGGGGAUAAAAAUGCGAGAAAAGGCAUUUUGGAGCAUGAUGUGAGAAAGGGUAUUUUGGAGCAUGAUGCUUCUGAAAACCCAUCUAUGAAAGUACAUUCUGGUGUGCAGAAAGAUCAGGUCUUACCUACAAUGGAUCAUUCAAGAAAAAUUUUAGCUGCCAAAGAGGGCAAAAGAUUGACAAUUUGGGGCGGACAAGGAACUAUGGAUUCAUCUCAACCAAGCAUACAGGAAGAAAAAACUGAAUCUGGUCUCCUACUUCCUCAUGCUCAGUUUAUGGGCAGGUGGAAGGAAGUAAUUCCAUCUCGCACGACCAAAAUAGAUAGAAAUUUGGCUUCAAAGGUGUCAUCAUGCUCAUCAUAUUCUGGGAAAAAAAUUGAAGAACGUGAACCAUCUCAUAUCUUGAGGAAAAAUGUGUAUGGUAAACAUCUAAGUGAACAGUUCAUCCAGUCAAAAAGUGAGCAGACCAUCAAUGACCAAAGACAAUUUUACAAUCCUAUUUCUGUGGUUGAUGAAGUACUUACAGACUUCCUGGAAACUCCUUCAAGUGGAAAAGAUAUUGUGAAAUCAGCAUCGUGGAAGUUGUCCUUGUGCAGCAAAGAUGGUGCUUCAGGAUGCAAUGUCGACACAAACCAUAUGGAGUUGAACAGGAAGCAUAUGAGCAAACAUAGGUCUUCAGGAUCUUCUAAUUUGGGAAAUGCUCAUUCUCAGUCAGCUAAUAAUGAUGAGAAGAGGUGCUACUCUUACAUCAGUGACAUUACAAAGGGUGCAGAAAAUGUUAAAAUUUCAUUAAUUAAUGAAAUUGUCAAUGUGGAUCUACCCAAAUUUUCUUACAUACCGCAUAAUAUAAUCUAUCAGGGUGCUUAUGUACACAUCUCAUUGGCUCGAAUUGCUGAUGAUGAUUGCUGUUCAGGCUGCUCUGGAGACUGUCUUUCAUCAUCAAUUCCAUGUGCUUGUGCACGUGAAACUGGUGGGGAGUUUGCUUAUACGCAACACGGGCUACUUAAAGAAGAAUUUCUAAGUGCUUGUAUUUCUAUGAAUCUGAACCCUGAAAAACACCCUGCAGUUUUUUGUCAAGACUGCCCUUUGGCAAGGUCUAAGGAUGACUGCACACCAGAGCCAUGCAAGGGUCAUUUGGUCAAGAAGUUUAUAAAAGAAUGCUGGAGGAAAUGUGGAUGUGACAUGCGUUGUGGAAAUCGUGUAGUGCAGCGAGGUAUUACGUGCAAAUUGCAGGUGUUCUGGACUUGUCAAGGUAAAGGCUGGGGCCUUAGAACACUGGAAAAAUUGCCUAAAGGAACUUUUGUCUGUGAGUACGUUGGAGAGAUAUUAACCAACACAGAGUUGUAUGAGCGGAAUAUGCAAUGCACUGGAAAUGAGAGACAUACAUAUCCAGUUACACUUGAUGCAGACUGGGGCUCAGAAAAAAUUUUAAGAGAUGAAGAGGCUCUCUGUUUGGAUGCAACAUUUACUGGGAAUGUUGCAAGGUUUAUUAAUCAUAGAUGUUCUGAUGGAAACUUGAUUGACAUUCCAGUUGAGGUGGAGACUCCAGAUCGCCACUAUUAUCAUCUUGCUUUUUUCACCAAAAGAGAAGUGAGUGCUUUGGAAGAGCUAACAUGGGACUAUGGGAUCGACUUUGAUGAUCAUGAGCAUCCCAUAAAAGCAUUUACCUGUUGUUGUGGCAGUCAAGGUUGCCGAGAUGUAAAACCAAUAGAGAAGAGGAUCAGAAAACAAACACAGCGAAAGGAUGACGCAGAAUACAAGAGACUCAAGAUAGCAACUAAAAGGGCUGGGGCAGCCAUCCUUUGACAGCGAUAUAGGUCUGAGAGCAUUCUGUGGGGGAGGCUCAUCUUUUGCUUAAAACUGUAACCAGUUAUUAGCUGCAGAGGUAUGUCUCGGGUUGGGCCGAAUCUUAGAUGAGUUCUCCGUCACCCCAAAAAAAAAACUUUGUUUAUUAUUAUGUUACUCUUCUAAGAAAUUGUAAUUUGCAAGGGUCAUACAAAAGAAUUUUUCAAUGUCUAGGAAUAACAAUGCUGGAUCCUUGAACAGAAUAACAUGCUGCAUUUAAGCAUGGACAUUCGGUUCCCUAUUUGUUUCACAACUAAUGAUCAAAAUUCCGUACAA
Molecule: messenger RNA, 3871 nt
Organism: Tripterygium wilfordii
Lineage: Eukaryota; Viridiplantae; Streptophyta; Magnoliopsida; Celastrales; Celastraceae
Product: histone-lysine N-methyltransferase SUVR4-like
Exons: 9
Coding region: 1571-3556 (661 amino acids)
Cellular component (GO): nucleus
Molecular function (GO): zinc ion binding; histone methyltransferase activity; protein binding
Source: RefSeq, a predicted model, not a curated record